Ziziphus jujuba (common jujube) is the source of this 911-nucleotide messenger RNA. RefSeq lists its product as uncharacterized. The record is from RefSeq and is a predicted model, not a curated record. The transcript has a single exon. Bases 98 to 673 code for a protein of 191 amino acids. Lineage: Eukaryota; Viridiplantae; Streptophyta; Magnoliopsida; Rosales; Rhamnaceae.
AAAAUAAAAAUAAAAAGGCAAGUGUUUGUUUGAGAGAGAGGGAGAGGAAGUUCCUUAUCCAAAGUGAAAAACCAGAGCUCCAACAAAGCAUCUGAAAAUGGCGACAAUACCAUCAUCCUCUCUUCAGCUCUCAAACCCAUUUCCACUCACACCCUCCUCAUCUAAACCCCACUUCCCCAAACCCAUCAUUUCCUUCACAACAAAAGCCACCGACUCCGACACUCCCUCCUCCUCUUCCUCCGAGCCCUCCUCUGACCCACCUCAACCCGAACCCGAGUCCGACGACGCAUUCGAGGAGCGACUGAGCCAGAUCAGAGUUCGCUACCGGAGCGGUACGGGGAAGAAAGCGGAGCUCCGAAAGGCCCGGAAGGGAAGAAAGAGUUCUGGGUCGCCGGAGUCCGGCGGGAUGUAUCUGCCGCCGGUACCUCUGAAAGAGCCGGUGUCGGGAAAGCUGAAAGUGGAUUUCGGGUUCAGCCCGUAUAGCGAGCGGGUUAACGGGUGGGUUGCGAUUGUUGGGUUGUCGGCUUUGGUUCUGGUGGAAUUGGCUACUGGGAAGAGUGUGAUAAAAUACCACUCGCCGGCGAUUGUGCUGAUUCAGAUUUACUUUGUAGCUGCUGUUGCUGCUCUGUAUAUCAAAUAUGAGAAAGAGAGGGUCAGUGUUUGGCCUAAGUAGUUUUCUUUUUUCCAUUUUUUUCAAUAUCUUUGUAUUAAAUUAUUGAUGAACUUCUUGUGGGGUUUGGGCGCUAAUAGAAUGACAUUUUGCGAUCAAAUAAUUUGAUGGUGAAAAUGGGAGGUGGAUUGGAUGUCGGGGCCAUUUACAUUAUGACUGUAAUUUUUUAUUGGUUGUUGACAGUGAAUCCAAUUUACUAAGAGAACAAAAAGAAAAUGCAAAUUAUGUUGUUGAUUUUCAA